This is a messenger RNA of Symbiodinium necroappetens, 4508 nucleotides long. The record is from the annotation of a GenBank genome assembly. NCBI's taxonomy places the organism in Eukaryota, Dinophyceae, Suessiales, Symbiodiniaceae.
GCCGCUUGGUUCUAACCGGUUCCCUGUGCCUGGUGGCGCUUCUACGUGGUGCCUUGAACGAGGGUCCACCUUGGGAUAUGGAUCCGACGGAUGCCGAGCUCAACGCGAUCACGGACUUGAACGGUGUACUGGCUUGGGCUGGGGUGGACGGUCAACUUGCCGUGGCUCUUAGGGCCGCCUUGGGGCAGCCUCAGAAGGUACGAGAGAUCGCCCUUAUUCCCCGCCUGCCUUGGGAUGGUGCGAUCCAGGCCCUUCGGGUUCAGGAAGUGGAUGCCGAUGGUAAUGCCGCAGGAGCUCCCCGUGAGACAUCAUUGGUGGAGAAGGCACGCCUGGAAUCAGUGAGGCGAGUUAGCUUGCUACGUAUGGGGGUGACGCCUGAUGGCCCUGGCGCUCCAACGCCGGCCGGGCCAGCCCCCGUAGCAGCGCCCGCAGUGAGCCCGUCCGCCACAGGAUCGCGCAAGCUCAAGCUGUCGGCCGUCUUGGAUCCCACAUUGGAUGCCGACGUGACCGCGAUGGAGCACAGCGAGCUGCAACGCCUGUACUCAGACUACAAGACGAAGUAUGGCGACUUCCCGGCUCCGGAAAGCGACCCUUCAGCGGACCAGCUCGCAGCCCUUAAGCAGGUCAUACAAGCCGGAGCUUCGCCUUACACGGACUUCUCGCUGUUUGGCCCGCACGGGCUCCGGUUGCUUCGGAAACAAUCGUUUACUUCGUACGUCCUCAAUGCCGCUACGGGGGAAUGGACCAAGAAAGAACAGCCUGGGCCGAACAGUUUUCACGCUUGGUUCGAAGCCUGGAAAGUCCUCCGCACAGCCUUGCUGCUCCUUGAAUGUGUGGACGCUGAGCGCCUCGACUCCUAUGCCGAGCACAUCAGGUCCUACGUCACUCAGUUUGGGGACGUCGCGUGGUGGAUCAUCUAUCGAGCCGAGAACCGCAUGCGAGCGGAGCAGAUGGAGCGGCUGCGGCGCAAGCUCCACGAUCGCCCGGAGUUUGGGUUCACGGGAGCCCGCCCUUGGAAUGCGGUGUAUGCGGCUGCGAUUAAGGAUACGGAGUUCUGGGCGCGAGAGCUUGUGACACCGGCCACGCUGUGGUUGUCACAACGGGCUGAGCCCGCGCCUCCCGUACCAGCUGAGGACGAAGUCCCUCGCAGACCGGGCAAAGCAAAGCGCAAGUACACGGGCGAGGACCAGAGCACCAAGGCCGGCGACGUGUACAUCCUCAACCGGAAGGGCAUCACCAUCUGUGAGGAUUACAACCGUGGGCGCUGUGGGUCGAAGAAGCCACAGAGCAAGUGCAAAGGCGGGGUGGAUGCUGUCCAGAGGGCGUCCUCCCAGCCCUUGGCUGGGGACGCUUCUGGGGCACCACCGUCCGCGUCCUCAACUGCUGUCACGGGCGGUCGCAAAGACUACUUGCCCCCGACCCCGAAGGCACGCUCGUCGAAGCCGGUCCAGAGGCUUGACGACACAGCUACGGCAAUACGGCGCUCAACAGCUUCGAACACUUCCACGGCUCCCGAACCAAGGCCACCGCUCAAGCGCCGCCGGCCUGAGGAUGAGACUCAGGCGGCUCACAUCAUACCGCCUGCUGGGUCUAUGGUGCCCUACUUCAAGCCAUUACCAGCAGGACCGCGACCAUAUGGUACGUGGGUGGCGAAAGCCGGCUCUGCAGCAGAGCAGCGACCCUGGGCCCUCGUCCUGUUUUCAGGGCGGGCCCGUCGAGGCGACCUCACCAGCUGGCUGGCUCACUACGGUUUCUUGGUGUGUGCCAUCGACACGGCGGCCCCCGAGCCAGUUGACCUACUAGACGAAGCUCAUUUUACCCCGCUCUUCCAGGACGUCUACCCUGGCAAGUUCUCGGUGGCCUGGGCCGCCACUCCCUGCGGGAGCUUCUCGCCGCUCCGCGAGAGGAGACCGGGGCCACCCCUUCUGCGCACAGCCGAGCAUAUAGAGGGCUUGCCGGACUUGGGCAAGAAGGAGAAAGAGAAGCUGCGCGAGGCCAACCUGCUAGUGGAACGCACUGCGGAUGUCCUCAGCGUUAUGUGGGAGCAGCGCGCCACUUGGGGAUUGGAGAACCCCGACCAUCCGCCGGGCAAGCCUUCCAUUUGGCUAAUGCCCUUGGUGAAGGAGAUCGCAGACUACGAUAGGGUGUCACAGGUCAGUUUUGACCAGUGCACCUUCGGCCUUGACACCGUGAAGCCUACCCGCCUCAUGUACGCCAGCCAUGUGGAUUUCAGCAAGCUUGACGGGCGACGAUGCCAGCACCCCAAGGGCACGCACCAGAGCACAGCUGGACGACAAGUUGCGGACGACUGGGGCAACCGUCAGUGGGCAUCGAAGGAUCAGGGUGAGUACACUGCACACUUCUCACAGGCCAUCGCCGAGGCACUUUACCAGGGCUACCGCAAGCAGGCCCUGGAGAAGGAGGCCGAGAACAUCAGGGCUUUGGGUGGCCUCAGGAAUCCCCGGCGUGCUUUGGAGAGGCUUCCGCGCUCCGCUGCUGUUGGGAGAGGCAUUCGGCGGCUGCUUGAGCAAGCCCUUCACCUAUGGCCCGAGCUUCUGGACCCGGCAGUGGCAAUUCUCCGUGGGGAAGAGCCGGCGGAAUUCAACAAUACUGUGGUCGAGUCGGUGCGGUCCGCCGUACUCACAGCACUUGGGGCACCCGAGCAUGUUCGGAAGAGGCGCCGGACUGCGCCUGCCAACACUCCGAUACAGGCAGCAGUUCUCCAAGCGUGGGGCCUCGCGACAGACGAUCCAGAUGCGGAGGUUCUCUCAGAGUGGUUGGAUAAUGGAGCCCCCCUCGGCAUCGAGCAAGCAGUGCCAACAACUGGCAUUUUCCCUCCGGUGUCCGCGAGCUCGCAACUCCCCGCUUCACAGCUUGACAGGCGUACUCUGGAAGGAUGGGAGAACUACCCGUCAGCCCAACAGGAGUCGCAAGUCCUCAGGGAGCUUCUUGCCGACUACGCGGAAAGGGGCUUUUGCACUUUGGCGACCACGCCCGAGGAGGCAGCAAGACUGCUUGGAGGCACACCUGUGCUUAACAAGCUGGGAGUGAUCGUCAAAGAUAAAGUGGACUCCCGAGGCAGGCCAGUGCGCAAAGCUCGUGUGAUCUGGGACUUACGGGAGUCACGGGUCAAUCAAGCUUGCUGCCAGGGCGAACGCAUACUGCUUCCUCGCCUCCUAGACGUUGUGCUCUCUUUGCUCAACGUGUACCGCAAGGGGGGCAAACCUUAUUUGGCAGGUAUGGAUAUACGCGAUGCGUUUAUGAAUAUCCCAGCAGGAGCCGACCGCAAGUACACUGCAGCAGCGGUGCCGGGUGCCAUCGUGGUGUUCAACACCCUGGUCUUCGGCUCCGCGUCUUCGCCAACGCUUUGGGGACGCAUGGCUGCUUGGCUUGGUCGCAGCACCGCCGCAGUCACCAACACGGACCCCCAGUGCUAUGUCGAUGACCCCAUCUUCGUGCUCUUCGGCCCGGGGCUAGGGGCUGCAGCCAAGGAUUUGGCAGUGGCACUACUGUGGAUAGCCGUGGCAGGCUUCCCCACCAAACUCGGCAAGGCGAACGGAGGCAAGGUCAUCGACUGGGUAGGGGCUCGCAUCGAGUGCCACGAUGACGAGCAGACAGUCGUCGUCACGCUACCCGCACAGAAGAUCUCGCAGCUCGCCGAGCAGGUUGAGAAGAUGUUGAACCGUUCCGUUGUGGGAGCCCGUGAGCUCAGGUCACUGGCCGGUUCACUGUCCUUCGUCGCUGGACUGGUUCCGCACCUUCGCCCGUUUCUUUCGACGUUCUGGGCGGUGCUCACCAAGUUUGAAUUGACGAGUGAAGGCAAGCCGUUUGGCAAGGCUCGAAAGUUGAUUCAUACGAGGCGCAUCGCACCGGGACUCAGAUGGGUGCGCGCGUUGUUGCAAGCCGGCACGCUUCGAAAGACAUUCUUGGCCAACCCGCCGCACACGGACUUCGAAAUAGUGACAGAUGCGUCCCCUUGGGGCAUCGGCGGCAUCUUGCGACACAAAGGUGAGGCCUGCGAGCUUUUCUUUUCGUGCCUCCCUGACACCGUUCUCCACAAGUUUGGAGCUGAGCGCGGCGUGUCAAAAUUUAACACGCUCUGGGAGGGCUUGGCACUCCUGGUCGCGUUCCGCUUGUGGCUGCCCUCGCUCCCCUACGGGGCAGUCUAUCGGGCAAAGUCCGACAACCUGGGUUUCUUACGAGCCCUUGCUAGAGGCAGCGCAAAAUCCCCUGCACUUAAUGUGCUUGCCCGGGAGUUCGCUUUGGACGAGGCACUGAGGAUUUUCUCCCCAGAGCCGAAGCACUUCCCUCCAGAACUGGAGCACGUGCCGGCCCGAGCAGUCGACUUUGAGGCUGGGAGGGUUUUGCCUGCUCCCACCGUUGAGUUCUUCGCAGUGUCUUGCGUGCCUUGCCGGUGUCUAGCUUUCUUCUCAAGGGCCUGGCAUCUACGCGGCCCUGCCUCUUUGGGCGGCUGCAGAGGAGGCCAGCUUGCAAAUGAUCCGGUUUAG